Alosa alosa (allis shad) is the source of this 2620-nucleotide messenger RNA. Its product is annotated as protein jagged-2-like. The transcript has 19 exons. The record is from RefSeq and is a predicted model, not a curated record. NCBI's taxonomy places the organism in Eukaryota, Metazoa, Chordata, Actinopteri, Clupeiformes, Clupeidae. Gene Ontology annotation, cellular component: plasma membrane; protein-containing complex. Bases 140 to 2620 code for a protein of 826 amino acids. Gene Ontology annotation, biological process: heterophilic cell-cell adhesion; cell communication; establishment or maintenance of epithelial cell apical/basal polarity. Gene Ontology annotation, molecular function: Notch binding; calcium ion binding.
CUCGGGAAAGUAGUGAAUGCAAGGAAUCGAUCACGCGUUGACGUCGUGUAUGCCGGGAGGGGUGAAUCAGACAACACGUAUUUCCCGAGGACAGACGUGUAUUGUAUGGAUACGAUGAUACUGUGACCCAACCGGAGACAUGAGGAUAUCCCCCUCCUUGGUGCGCGUGGUGUGGCUACUUCUGGCACUAUGGACUGAGGUGUGCCAGUGUUCGGGCUACCUGGAGCUGCAGCUGGUGGGCGUGGAGAACGCAAAGGGCGAGCUGGCCAGCGGAGAGUGCUGCGUGGGCUCGCGAGGCCAGUCGGAUGACCACUGCGGUCUCGGGGAUUGCGAGACCUAUUUCCGAGCGUGCCUGAAGGAAUAUCAGGCGGAGAUCAGUGCCACCGGCCCGUGCACCUACGGCUCCGCGUCUACGCAAGUCAUCGGUGGAAAGAGGAGCGCGACAAACCUGAACAGCAUCAGCGAUGCAGGGACUCUUCAUAUUCCCUUCGAGUUCGCCUGGCCGCGGGCAUUUACUCUGACUCUGGAGGCGUGGCAUUGGGAUAACCACACCCUGAGAGCCAGUGAGGAACUCCUUAUCCAGCGUCUGACCUACAAGGCAGCGAUGGAUCCAGGUGAAGAGCUUCAGGUGUUGCAUCUCCAUGGCGACACGGCGAGUGUGGAGCUUAACCUAUCCGUGCGCUGCCACAAGCAUUACUAUGGCAACAAGUGCAACAAACAGUGUCGCCCGCGCGAUGACUACUUUGGUCAUUACGGGUGUGAUGCCAACGGCAACCGGGAGUGUGUGGAGGGCUGGACAGGACAGGACUGCACAACAGCUGUUUGUAAGCCAGGUUGCAACCCACCAAAAGGAAGAUGUGAUGUGCCUGGGGAAUGCAAGUGUAAGGUUGGUUGGCAGGGCCCUCUGUGUGAGGAGUGUGUGCCGUACCCCGGCUGUAAAUACGGCACCUGUGUGGAGCCAUGGCAGUGCCGCUGCAAUAAGGACUGGGGAGGGAUGCUCUGUGACAGAGACCUGAACUACUGCGGUAGCCACCAGCCCUGCAGGAAUGGGGGCAUCUGUAGGAACCCUGUCCCUGGAGAGUACAGCUGCCAAUGCCCCCAGGGGUACUCAGGACGCAACUGUGAGAACGAUAGCCGGAACUUCCAGGGACGGUGUCAGAAUGGAGGAACAUGCCAGGAGGGUCUGGCGGGGCGUGUGUGUGUGUGUGUAGUGGGUUUUGGGGGUCAGUACUGUGAGCAGUCGGAGAGUGUGUGUGACAGCGAGCCGUGUAUGAAUGGGGGGAGAUGCCACCACACACCCAGCGGCUACUCCUGCCAGUGCCCACCUGGCUACAGUGGACACACCUGCCAGGUGCAGGCGGAUGUGUGUGUUCCCAGCCCGUGUCUGAAUGGGGGUGUGUGUCACCGUCUCCAUGGAGACUUCUACUGCACGUGCCCACUAGGGUACGAGGGAAAAACCUGCAGCAGCCUCCAGGUGAUUGACAGUUGCACAAUCGCUGUGACAACCAACUCCACGGAGGGGGUGUGGCAAAUUUCAUCCAAUGUGUGUGGAUCUCAUGGUCACUGCAUCAGCCAAUCAAGAGGGAACUUCACCUGCGCCUGCCAGCCUGGGUUUACAGGGAAAUACUGCCAUGAGAUGAUAAACAGCUCAUGUGAUUCCGCUCCUUGUCUAAAUGGAGGCACUUGUGUUGGGGGCGGGGCUUAUACCUGCAUCUGCAAGGAAGGGUGGGAGGGGCCCACCUGUGCUCAAAAUGUCAAUGACUGCAUUUCGCAUCCUUGUUACAACGGAGGUGUGUGUGUUGAUGGGGAGAGCUGGUUCCGCUGUGAGUGUGCCCCGGGAUUUGCCGGACCUGACUGCCGCAUCAGUGUGGACGUGGGCAGUGUGUGUGUGCUAGCAGAUGGGACAGUUUCUCAUGGAUUUCACUGGGACCAGGAGUGUAACGUCUGUCAAUGUGUCAACGGAGAUGUACGCUGCACACAGGUGUAUUGUGGGCCACGGCCGUGCCUGCUGGAGGGCUUUGCUGCCGUGCCACAGCGCCCCCUGUGUGCUGGAGGUCAGCGGUGCGUCCCCCACGCCUCCCUGUCCUGCCUACGCCCGCCCUGCCAUCAGUGGGGCAUCUGCCUGCCCCCGCGCCCCCCCGCACCCCCACACACGCCCUGCCAACCAAACAGCCCUCACCAAGACCACGGCUGCGCCCGAGUCACGUUGGUGCUCGACAGAGGAGCGUUGCCACAGGGUUCAACAGUGGAGGGAGUAUGUUCUGAGCUCCGGUACCUGCCAAUCAUGCGAAGCCUGGCCCAAAACCACACCCUCCUCAUUCUGUGUGACCAGUCACAUUCACACAUCAGUGCUGUGGAGGUUGCCAUGUCCUAUGUGCGCCAUGAGCAUCCCAAGAUACAGGAAGUGAUGCGGACGGUCAUCGCCGCUCUGUCAAAACGUUACAACAGCACCCUGCUACUUGCCAUACGAGAGGUCAACAUCCAAACGCCAGUGCUAUCACCAUCAAGAGAAGUUCUCCGUGGGGUCAUUCCUUUUGCUCCCGAGUGGAUAGCAGAACUUGGAACUGUCCGCUCGGCCUGUGGCCACGGACACCGCAAAGCGCCCUGCCCUGUGUUCUAA